Penicilliopsis zonata CBS 506.65 is the source of this 1062-nucleotide messenger RNA. RefSeq lists its product as hypothetical. The transcript has 5 exons. NCBI's taxonomy places the organism in Eukaryota, Fungi, Ascomycota, Eurotiomycetes, Eurotiales, Aspergillaceae. The record is from RefSeq and is a predicted model, not a curated record. The coding region runs from base 237 to 878 and encodes 213 amino acids.
UAUCCUCAUGAAGACAUGUCCGGGAUGAUUAUGACGCUAGGCCUUGUUUAAAUGAUAUGGUCUGCAUGUGGGCUUUCUUCCCCACCAAUUCUAGAUUGAUUCCUCUCGGUUUCUUCUCAAGAUAAUUAACUAGUUACUCUUAAUUUUAUAUUGUUGAUUACGCAACACCUCUCAUCCUAGAAUUCAAUUACCACCAAACAGCUUUUAAGGAGGAUUAUCAAGGAAAAUCCGCCGAAAUGGUAUAUUAUUUCACAUCAAAUGUGGUCAGCCCCGCCGCUUAUAUUUAUGUCGGCAAAGACAAGUUCGAGAACGAGGACCUAAUCAAGUAUGGCCUGGAGCAAGAUGUUUGGUUCCACGUCGACAAUCUUUCCAGCGCUCACGUCUACCUGCGCCUUCGUGAUGGAGAAUCCUGGGAAUCAAUCCCGGAAAAGCUUUUGGAGGAUUGCGCCCAAUUGACAAAAGCAAAUUCGAUAGAAGGGAAUAAAAAGGACAAUAUUACGGUUAUCUACACCCCGUGGUCGAAUCUCAUGAAAGACGGCUCCAUGGCCACGGGCCAGGUCUCUUUUCACAACAAUAAAAUGGUGCGAAAAGUCUUCGUUCGUCAACGCGAAAACCCUAUCGUCAACCGACUCAACAAGACUCGUGUCGAAAAAUUUCCCGACCUCAUGGCCGAGAAGGAGGAGCAUUUGAAGAAGAAGCGGAGGGAAGAAAGAAAAAUCUCGGACCAAAAGAAGGCACAAGAGAAGAAGGAGAAGAAGGAAAGAGAGCAAUUGAAGUGGCAAAAGGACCAUGCUUAUGAUGAUCUGUUCAGCGAAGAGAACAUGCUACAAAGCAGCAACCAGGACCGAGAUGCGGACUUCCUGGACGAUUUCAUGUGACUACGAUUUUUUGGGAUGAAAAAAGUAGUUGAUCAAGUUGGCAACGGAUUCAAUACCUUUUUAGAUAUAUUCACACCUUAUUCUAUAGAUAAAUAUCUCUGGUCGUGGGCGUAUCAUACAUUGUCUAGCUUUAUCUACUACAUACCUAGGAACCCAUACUGAACUAAGUGACCCACAAGAUACU